UUGAGAAUAGACCGAAGCUUAUCAUCAGACAUCAUCAUGACUGGACGCGGAUCAGGUGGAAAAUCCAAGGCAAAGUCUAAGUCCCGUUCCAGUCGGGCCGGUCUCCAGUUUCCGGUCGGUCGAAUUCAUCGGCUCCUGAGGAAGGGCAACUAUGCCGAGCGAGUAGGAGCAGGUGCCCCGGUUUAUCUGGCCGCCGUUAUGGAGUACUUGGCCGCUGAAGUGCUGGAGUUGGCCGGAAACGCCGCUCGUGACAACAAAAAAUCGCGAAUCAUCCCUCGCCAUCUACAGUUGGCCAUCAGGAAUGAUGAAGAACUGAACAAGCUAUUGGCGGGUGUGACCAUCGCUCAAGGUGGCGUUCUGCCGAACAUCCAGGCCGUGCUUCUGCCCAAGAAAACCGAAAAGAAGGCCUAAGCUUAGGAAAGCGACCCAUACGCUAUGCAGUGAUGGAUCUUCGAGCUUUAUCGGAUAAAAUAUAAACCGUCCUUUUCAGGACGACAA
Molecule: messenger RNA, 498 nt
Organism: Uranotaenia lowii
Lineage: Eukaryota; Metazoa; Arthropoda; Insecta; Diptera; Culicidae
Product: histone H2A-like
Exons: 1
Coding region: 37-411 (124 amino acids)
Cellular component (GO): nucleosome
Molecular function (GO): protein heterodimerization activity; DNA binding; structural constituent of chromatin
Source: RefSeq, a predicted model, not a curated record